AUGCACCAACGUACAUUAUUUGCCGCCUCUCGAGGCUUCUUCCUCUCUCACCGCACUUUGCCGACUCCACCACGCUUCGCUGCUCGCCGAUCCCUCGCAACGCUACCAAACCUCUCUCUCUUCCGCGCACUGAAGAACCACGACCCCUCUAGCCUCGCAGUGACACAUAACCCAUCCUCCCGCUCAUUCACAUACGAGAAUCUAGUCGCAGAUGUCCUCCAGUCCCGGGAUCGGCUCCGUCAAGCUGGUGGCGGUCGCCGCGAUGGUCUCCGCGGGGAACGAGUCGCGUUUCUAGCGGAGAACAGUUACGACUACGUAGUAAUGCUUCUUUCAAUCCUGGCCAGCGAUGCAAUUGCCGUCCCUUUAUCGACCGGUUUCCCGAUUCACGAGCUGAAGUAUAUCAUGGAUAACUCGCAGGCUGGGAUGUUAAUUGCGACAGAGCGAUAUGGUGAUAUGGCUCGGAAGAUUCUGGAAGAAGGCUUGGAUCGCGAGCCUGUUCUUGACGUGCGGAGCAAGAUCAUGGCCGGUGCGACGGGUGUCGGUGCUGUGGAGUUGGAGGGCGUGGAUAAGGAGAGCGGUGGAAUGAUGCUUUAUACAUCUGGGACGACGAAUCGGCCGAAAGGUGUUUUGAUACCGCAGUCAGCGCUCGCGGCGCAGGCGGCGUCGCUGGUUGAGGCGUGGAAGUAUACGCCCGACGACCGCCUUUUGCAUCUGCUUCCACUACAUCAUAUCCACGGGACGAUCAAUGCGAUUCUCACGCCGGUUUUGUCUGGUUCUUCGAUUGAGUUCAUGUUCCCGUUCAAUCCCACAUCGGUAUGGAAUCGUCUUGCGGAACCGUUUCUGCCAGAGGGCACAAGGAGCAAGAUCACGUUCCUCACUGCCGUGCCUACGAUCUAUAACCGGCUUAUGUCGACGUUUUCAAGCUUGCCCCCGGAGGUCCAGGAUGCAGCUAAAAUCAGCAUCUCCCCCGAGCAUCUUCGUCUGAACAUCUCCGGCUCCGCAGCGUUACCAACCCCGACUAAGAAGGCAUGGCAAGAUCUUAGCAAUGGCAAUGUUCUGCUGGAGCGCUACGGGAUGACUGAAGUUGGAAUGGCCCUUAGCUGUGGUCUUGACUUUGCAGACCGCGUCGACGGCAGCGUUGGAUGGCCUUUGCCAUCGGUGGAAGUUCGAUUAUUCGACACGGAUGCGAACGAGGUUAUCCGGUCGGGCCAAGAGGUAGACAUCAAAGGCCGCCCUCGUGAAGGGGAGAUCCAACUCCGAGGCCCUACCGUUUUCCGCGAGUACUGGGCCAACGAGACUGCGACGCGGGAAACAUUCGUCGACGGCGAUGAUGGAAAAGGCUCGUGGUUUAAAACAGGGGAUGUCGCUACACGUCAGCCCGUGGAAGACUCUGGUAAAGGAACAAGCGGUGAAUGGGCUAAGGGGCCAAUGUAUUUCAUCCAAGGCCGACGCAGUGUGGACAUCAUCAAAAUAGGCGGGGAGAAGGUCAGCGCGCUGGAGGUGGAACGGGAGUUGCUUUCACUUCCUCAAAUCGCCGAAGCCGCUGUCGUCGGUCUCCCGUCCGAACAAUGGGGCCAGAAGGUCGCAGCCAUAGUGGUUCUCAACUCGGAUGCCGCUAUGAAGACCGGCCGCAAUGGGAAAUCCUGGGGACCGUUGGAUAUGCGACGGGCAUUGAAAGACCGGCUGGCAGGCUACAAGCUACCUUCAGAGAUGAAGAUCCUUGAUGGGCCUAUUCCGAGGAAUGCGAUGGGGAAGGUCAACAAGAAGAUGCUCGUGAAAGAGGUGUUUGGCGUCUAA
Molecule: messenger RNA, 1797 nt
Organism: Aspergillus versicolor CBS 583.65
Lineage: Eukaryota; Fungi; Ascomycota; Eurotiomycetes; Eurotiales; Aspergillaceae
Exons: 6
Coding region: 1-1797 (598 amino acids)
Biological process (GO): fatty acid metabolic process
Molecular function (GO): medium-chain fatty acid-CoA ligase activity
Source: RefSeq, a predicted model, not a curated record